AUGGCGGGCUACGAAGGAGGCUCUUCCUUGACCUCCCCGGUGUCCUCCGUGGUCUUCGAGGUCCGCUGCUCGCAGACGCGGCCGGGGGAGGCGGUCUUCGUGGUCGGAGGCCACGAAGCGCUGGGCGCCUGGAAGACGACCAUGGCCCUGCCUCUACAAACCUCGGCGGAGCUCUUCCCAAAGUGGCAGACCGUGAAGCCUGUCCCGCUUCCUGUGGGCUACAAUGUGGAGUAUAAGUUCGUGGUUCAGAAGGAAAACCGCGAGGGCCAGGUCCAGUGGCAGAACUUCCAAGGCAACUACCGCGUUUGUCCCGUUGCGGACGAAGUGCUCCUGGCCACCUCGGACUGGGAAAAAGCUUCAGCCGAGGUGUCGAGCCUGGGCCCGGCAUCCUCCACGACCUUAAAGGAGCCAGAGACAGAGGAGAAGGAUCGAGCCGUUCAGAAGCAGGAGAAGGAGGAGAUUCUUUUGAAGAUGGCAGAGAGCGGAGUCGACAAAGCCGCUGCGGAAGUGACUUCGACCUGCCCUUUGGCCGUGACUUUGGAGAAUCGCGAGAUGCGCAGGAGGAACUUCUCACAGAGCCUCAUGGCUUUGGAUGCCUCCGAGCCCCAGGCCGCCUCAGCCACUCCGGGAGCUGAAGUCCAAGCUGAAGCGAAGGAGCCGAAGGAGCCGAAGGAGCCGAAGGAGCCGAAGGAGCCGAAGGAGCCGAAGGAGCCGAAGGAGGAUAAAGAACCGGAGAACAGCGGCGGAAGUGCCGAGGCCAAGGAGAAGAAGGAGGCGGAGACUUCUGAGACGGAAGAGGCUAAAACAGAAGCCCCAGAGCUAGCUCAGGAGCCUCCCCCAGAGACGCCUCAGCAGACGCCGACUCAGGAGACGGCUCAAGAGGCUGAAGAGCCCGCCGAAGAGCCUCCGGAGCCCGACGUGGUGAUUACCCAGACGCCCUUAGAGGACACGGAGACCGAGGAGCCACUCCGGGUGCCAGAAGAGCCGGAAACGCGAGGUGUUUCACUGAAGCACAUCACGCCUCUUGUCAAGUUGGAGUCGGAAUCGAGUUUCUCAGCUUUGGCAACCGUGGCGGAUCCAGAAACCAAAGCCGAGCAUCGAAAGGGGAAGAAGACGGCACAGUCACACUACGACCCGUACAAUCUCAGCGUCCCCGUCGUUGUUGUGACCAGUGAGGUGGCACCGUACUCUAAGACAGGAGGUCUUGGCAUGGUGGCAGCUUCCUAUGCCUUCGAGUUUGCAAGGAACGGCCAUCGGACCAUGGUGGUUUCCCCCAAGUACAAGCACUUUGAAGGGAUUUCCUACGUCGGCGAGACCCGAGUUCGGGUCAACGACACCGAGGAGAACGUCAAGUACUGGCACUUGCGCAAGGAUUACGAAGAGGGCAAGGGGACCGACUUCUUGUUCAUUGAGGGGUCCGGCAUUCAAAGAGAGGGCGGGCUCUACAACGACAACGACGGUCGCGAGUAUCCAGACAACCUCCAUCGCUUCACUUUGCUCUGUCUCGCUGCCAUGGAGGCACCACUGAUUCUGGAUAUCAACAGGCAGGGCAAAUAUGGUGACAAGGUGAUCUUCCUCGCCAACGACUGGCAGGCAGGACUCGUCCCUCUCUACCUGUGCUACAAGUAUAGACGGCACAACUGCUACUCCCAGGCGAGAUGCAUCUAUGUCAUCCACAACAUGGGCUACCAGGGCCAGUACCAUGGCUGCGACGCUUGCAGGUUCUUCGGCAUCGACGACAAGGCAGCCGGAGACCUGGUGCGUGGCAACUGCAUCAACCUGUCCAAAGGCGCAGACCGGGUGCUGACUGUGUCGCCCAACUAUUCGAAAGAGAUCCAAACGCCGCACGGGGGCUUCAACCUGCAGGAUUUCGUUUCAGCGAAAGCCGCAUCCUUGCGGCUGGCGGGAAUCCUGAAUGGCAUCGAUGACUGUUGGGAUCCGGCAGUGGAUCCAGACAUCUUCGUCAACUUCAGCGUCGAGGACUUUGAGCAGGGAAAGCAAGAGAACAAAGUGCAGCUACAGCGAACGCUGGGACUGGAGGAGAACCCUGAGUUGUGCCUAAUUGGCUUCGUUGGACGCCUCACGUGGCAGAAGGGUGUGGAUGUGCUCGCGUCAAUGAUCUCCUGGCUGAUGCAGGACACGGGCAACGGCGUCACCGGCCAUGUGCAGCUGAUAAUGAUGGGAAAUGGGGACCGGCAGUACUCUGAGACGCUGAGAUGGGCCGAAACCAACCACCGCGGCCGCAUCUGCGGCUAUGUCGGUUUCGACCCCAAGGUGGAGCACCAGAUGAUGGCGGGUUGCGACCUGCUGCUGAUGCCAUCCCGCUACGAGCCCUGCGGCCUCCCUCAGAUGUACUCCCAGAUGUACGGGACGCUGCCCAUCGUUCAUGCCACUGGAGGCCUCGUCGACUCCGUGAAGGAUAUCUCCGAGGGCAUUGAGGUGGCAACGGGCUUCCAUGUCAGCCCGCUGAGCUCUGACACGCUGAAGGAGACCGUGUACCGGGCUGUGGAGCUGAACCUGAAGCGCAGGGAGGACUUCUGUCGGAUGCAGCGCACGGCGAUGCAAAGUGAUUACUACUGGCCCAAAGCCAUGGACGAGUAUGAACGGCAGAUAGACAUCGUGCUCUACGAGCAUGCGACUGUCCGUUGA
Molecule: messenger RNA, 2649 nt
Organism: Symbiodinium sp. CCMP2456
Lineage: Eukaryota; Dinophyceae; Suessiales; Symbiodiniaceae
Source: the annotation of a GenBank genome assembly